This is a messenger RNA of Alligator sinensis (Chinese alligator), 3935 nucleotides long. RefSeq names its product frizzled class receptor 4 (gene FZD4). Gene Ontology annotation, molecular function: Wnt receptor activity; Wnt-protein binding. Bases 119 to 1471 code for a protein of 450 amino acids. The transcript has 2 exons. The record is from RefSeq and is a predicted model, not a curated record. Gene Ontology annotation, cellular component: plasma membrane. Lineage: Eukaryota; Metazoa; Chordata; Crocodylia; Alligatoridae. Gene Ontology annotation, biological process: non-canonical Wnt signaling pathway; retina vasculature morphogenesis in camera-type eye; canonical Wnt signaling pathway.
AAUUUGGGGCUUCUUCUCCUUGUUGGCUUAGGCAAAAUCCUCAGCUCCACUGUGAAAGAAGACAGAAAGGAGACAUGUUGAACUUACCUAGUUCUCUCUUUCUCUUCUGAACACAAAUAUGACUAUUGUUUCUCUCUUCCAGUUCUUCCUUUGUUCAGUCUACGUUCCCAUGUGCACAGAGAAGAUUAACAUCCCGAUAGGUCCCUGCGGUGGCAUGUGCCUUUCUGUCAAAAGAAGAUGUGAACCUGUCCUAAAAGAGUUUGGAUUUGCCUGGCCAGACAGCCUAAACUGCAGUAAAUUCCCACCUCAGAACGACCACAACCACAUGUGCAUGGAGGGCCCAGGAGAUGAAGAGGUUCCCCUUCACAGCAAGAUGCCCUUGCAGCCAGGAGAAGAAUGUCAUGCCAUGGGAUCUAAUUCAGACCAGUAUAUCUGGGUGAAAAGAAGCUUGAACUGUGUCCUUAAGUGUGGCUACGAUGCUGGUCUCUACAGCAGAUCAGCUAAGGAAUUUACUGAUAUCUGGAUGGCGGUGUGGGCAAGUCUGUGCUUCAUAUCAACUGCAUUCACAGUCCUGACCUUCCUGAUCGAUUCAUCCAGAUUUUCUUACCCCGAACGCCCAAUCAUAUUUCUGAGUAUGUGCUACAAUAUUUAUAGCAUUGCUUAUAUUGUGAGGCUGACUGUGGGCCGGGAAAGGAUAUCCUGUGAUUUUGAAGAGGCAGCAGAACCUGUUCUUAUCCAAGAAGGUCUUAAGAACACAGGAUGUGCUAUAAUUUUCCUACUGAUGUAUUUUUUUGGGAUGGCUAGCUCCAUCUGGUGGGUUAUUCUGACACUGACAUGGUUUCUGGCAGCCGGACUCAAAUGGGGCCACGAAGCUAUAGAAAUGCACAGCUCCUAUUUCCAUAUUGCAGCCUGGGCUAUCCCUGCUGUGAAGACCAUAGUCAUCUUGAUUAUGAGACUGGUCGAUGCGGAUGAGCUCACUGGUCUGUGUUAUGUCGGCAGCCAGAAUCUAGAUGCACUCACUGGCUUUGUCGUUGCUCCACUUUUCACUUACUUGGUUAUUGGAACUCUAUUCAUAGCAGCAGGGUUAGUGGCCUUGUUUAAAAUUAGGUCUAAUCUUCAAAAAGAUGGGACUAAAACUGACAAGCUGGAAAGAUUGAUGGUCAAAAUUGGGGUCUUUUCAGUGCUAUACACUGUCCCAGCUACCUGUGUCAUCGCCUGUUAUUUCUAUGAAAUCUCCAACUGGGCUGUCUUCCGCUAUUCGGGUGAUGAUUCCAAUAUGGCUGUGGAGAUGCUCAAAAUCUUCAUGUCUCUUCUAGUGGGUAUCACGUCUGGCAUGUGGAUUUGGUCAGCCAAGACUCUGCACACAUGGCAAAAAUGCUCUAACAGACUGGUGAACUCAGGGAAAGUGAAACGGGAGAAGAGAGCAGAUGGCUGGGUAAAACCUGGGAAAGGGAAUGAGACAGUGGUAUAAUGAAAACCAAUGUGCUGACUUCCCUCCCCAGAAGGACUGCUCACGUAUAAACAUUUGCAGUAGAAAUGUUGCUGGGAGGGCGGGGGGGGGAGUGAGGCAAUUAAUACAAAAAUUUGUCUCUGAAAAAAACCUUAAAGAAUAAGCAACCAUUUCAAAAGCCUCCUGCAAACAGAAUAGCCAUAAACAAUGCUGCCCAAUAUAGGAAAGCCCAGGGAGGCUUUAAAAGCUGUGAAAAAUCUGAACUUUUUGUUUAAAGCAUGAUGCAAUGUACUUAUGUCUUCAGAAGCCACAGGACCUUACAUCUGCUAGGCGCUGUGUUCCCCAAUCACUUCGUAGUGGGCAGAGGAAAGGAGGUUUAGAGCCAAAUUCUGGGCUGGUUUAGGGUCUAAUUCUCCGAGGUGUGGGGUGUUCUGCACUUCACCUGGCUGUCUUCCCUCCUUUUGAAUUCAGUGUCCUGAAGGAAGUGAUCAGAGCCUGUUAAGAUUUACCCUUAUGUUCUGUGCCUUGAUUAAGCCUGCACAUUUCAUAACACAGCCAAAGAUUAUGUUUUCAGACAAAUGCCAGGGGGAACUUUUGAGGUGUGAAAGCAACAAAUGAACAGUGAAUUGGUAGGGCUUCCUGAGGUGUCAAGAAGGAUGGCUCUGUCGCUCAUUUAACAACCUGAUCUUAAUGUCUAGGAUGACACGCAAUAUAGACAAUACUGUCUAUAGCAUCAGUACUUUUAGGACCUGUGCUUAAUGCCUUUCUUCAAAGAAUAACCACUUGGACUCUGAAGCGUAACAGCAAAUGUGUAGUUUGUGAUUUUCUCUCCCUCUCUGUUCUCCCCCUUUUUGGUCCUUUCAGAUAACCGUGUUUAUUUCCACACACUGACUACUUUAUUCCUCAACAAUUACUAAUUUUAAAUGAAGUCUUAUUUUUAUAGUCCUCCUUCCUACUGCAAGGUGGAGCUAAUGAGGGAAAGUGAAGGAGGGGUCACUUCAGAAUAACACACAGCUUUUUUCCAAGUAAGCUUAUCUGGCUCUCCCCAGAGACCCAUUGCAUUAAGCAAUUAAGACUUAAUAUAUUUCGCUCAGUGUGAUUGUAUCUGUGCAGACGCCAGUCUGGGAGAAGUGAAUUGUUAAGUUUCUUGGCAGCUUCUUGUUCACACAGAUCUUUUGGUAUAAUUGUGUGUGUCAGAUACAAUUAAAAGAACAUUCUCCAGCCAUGACAUAGCAGUACAGCUGACUGUCUUAAAACGAUGGUCUGGUUGCUCGCUGCGAGUGGCAGAACUUUGUUAUAUAUAUACGAAUGCUAGCAGGCAUUCAGUCGUCUUGAACAAUGGAGACAUUUUCCUUUUUGUAAAGGGAUCCAAAGAAAAGCAAGCCAGCGUCUUGGAAACGAACUCCAGCAAGCUUGAAAAUGUUGACUUCGCUGUGAGGUGAUCUGAUCCACUCCCUGACAGACUGAGGAUGCAGAAUCAGAAGUUAGCUUUGAAUUCUGAGGGACCGAGGAGCAGGAUCAUUUGGUUAAGAUAGUGGGGCCAAACGCACGCAGGUCUCCCUCCACUGAUACGGGAGAUCAGUGACCCAGACUGACAGACAUACCUUGGACUUCGUACUGUUUAGCACAAUCAAUCGUUUACAUUUUUUUUGUAACCAUGUAACUUACACAGAACUGAACGGUAAGUGGUGCCUUUUCCAAGUGCCCUUGCAUCUCAAAAUGUGGCUGGACAUCGCCACUGAUCAGUGACAUUCAACAAUAAAUCAAAUCAGGAUGAUACUGAAUUGUUCCAAGGGAGCAUUUGGAGGAUAUAUCCGUUAGAAAUUGUGAGCACUCAAAACACUACAGCAGGAGGCAUAUUAGUGCCUGGAGAGAGAACUCUUCCCGUACUUUUGGAGGGGUUGUGCUAGCCUGAGACCCGGUGAGCCUAGAUUCUUCAAUUGCAGCAAUGUAACAGGUCAGUGGAUUUACCCAGCCAUGAGCUGUUGUAGUCCAGGGAUUUGUGUCUAGUUAAAGCUUGAGGCCCAGUAGUUACGAAGAGCGAGUGUCUGCAACGCUCAUGUUCUCUCACUACAACGUUGUUAUGAAUUUAAAGCCAAAAAAUGUGUGACUAAUCCUUCCUCGGAAGUGCAGUUGCUGUGGUUAUACAGAGCUAGAAACUUUACAGCAGUUACCUUCCCUGCUCUGUCCCUCCUCCCUCUCUUUCUCAAGACAGUCCCACCCCAAGCUGUGUUUUGUGCUGACCACAGGCUUCUGAAAUGCCUGACAGAGGUACAAACUAGGCUACUUCGUGUUAAACAGGCAAAUUAGUUUUUCUUUCUGAACUUAUAAAGAAAUAGACACUGAUUAUUUUUGAGUGUACAGAAAGUAUAUCUACAUUGAUGUAUGUACUGUAAAUUUCUAAUUUAUCACUGUACAAAACUUUGCUAUUUAAUUUUUGUAUCAAAAUAAAUUUUUAACCCUUGUGAAUUAGUAAUAGAUUCUU